Molecule: messenger RNA, 1041 nt
Organism: Fusarium graminearum PH-1
Lineage: Eukaryota; Fungi; Ascomycota; Sordariomycetes; Hypocreales; Nectriaceae
Exons: 5
Coding region: 1-1041 (346 amino acids)
Molecular function (GO): hydrolase activity
Source: RefSeq, a predicted model, not a curated record
AUGAGUUACUUGAAAACCAAAUGCGACUAUGUUGACCUCACGGCUCCUUUCACACCUCUUCCGAAAUAUGGCCAUUACUCUAAAAUAACGCCCGACUACCAGCAAGUAGAGCCGGAGAUCCGAAAAGCCCGUGAGGCCGAGAACUGUCUCCCAGACAUUCCAAGCUUUCGCACCAUGAUGGGCGAUUCAGACGCCGUAAUGCCCCCAGGCGGACCUGAUCGAUACAAAGAUAUUACUACAGAAUUCAUCGAUAUACCUACCCGCGAUGGUACCGAAAUCGAGCUCAAGGUUUAUAAGUCACACAAGGUGAACAAGAAUGCAGUUUUGAUGUAUCGUAUGCAUGGAGGAGGCUGGUGUAUUGGACGACACGAAGUCGAUGGCAUUGAGAAUGUUUAUGCAGCAAUGAAUCCCAAUGUCGUUGUUUCUGUUGACGAGGCCAGGGCACCUGAACAUCCAUUCCCAACACCAAGCAAUGAUUGCUACGAUGGACUCCUCUGGUGCAAAAAUAAUUCAGACAAGUUGGGAGUCGACCGCGAAAGGAUCAUCCUUAGCGGCGGCUCAGCCGGUGGGCAACUCGCUGCUUCCCUCACUUUAGAAUGUCUGAAACAUGGCAUCACCGGCAUUGUUGCCCAGGCUUUACACUUUCCACCAUCAUGUCACCCCAAGUUCUUCCCAACGGACAAGUACGAGUAUGGUAGCUACGUCCAAAACUGUGACGAUGCCAUUCUCAGUACACAGCGCAUGGAGACAUUUUACGAUGCGUAUGCUCCAAACGUCAAGCCAGAUUACAGGCACUCGCCUCUUCUAGCUGAUUCAUUCAAGGGUCUUCCCCCUACACUCAUCCAGUGUGCUGGUGUUGACCCUCUACGCGAUGAUGCCUUUGCACUAGCUGAAGCACUAAAGAGCGAUGGAGUUGAGGUGGAUAUAUACUGCUAUGCUGGUCUUCCUCAUUGGUUUCCUGCUGUUUUGCCUCAUAUAACAGAAACUUUUCAAUUUCUUCAAAGGUAUACUGACUUUGUAGAGAAACAUUCGAGAAGCUGA